AACAUGUCAUUCGCAAAGGUCGGCAACGCUCGGAACGCUCAGACAUCCACUUCUGGCGAGGCUUUGCGACUGACGCACCAACAGUUCGCCGCGGCCGGCCCUGAGCCAUCGAUCGUACACAAUCCGAAUCUCAAUGCGGACAGCGCACAGGAGCUUGAAAUGACGCCUCAAGCACCACACAGCGGAAUUGUCGCAGUCCCUCAUUUGAAUGGUGUAGCCGCACCACCGCCUACCGCAAAACACAAGAAGCUGGUGGAGCUUGCGCAGAGAGGGUCGAAGGACAUUUGUGACUCGAACACAAACGGCGUGCACGCGCGCAAGGCGUCCCCGCACCGAUCGGGAGAUGC
Molecule: messenger RNA, 347 nt
Organism: Zymoseptoria tritici IPO323
Lineage: Eukaryota; Fungi; Ascomycota; Dothideomycetes; Mycosphaerellales; Mycosphaerellaceae
Exons: 1
Source: RefSeq, a predicted model, not a curated record